GUGAUAAUUUAGUGAAAUGGGUGGGUUGGCAGAUCACAAACGUGUUUUAUAUCUGUAUAAAAAGGUUCUUCACAUAUUUCCCUGGUAGUUGGUGAACUCACAGCCAUGAAGACGGUGUUGGCUUUUGGGAUUAUUUUGGCAAUAACCAAUGCAAAAGGAAUUUUGACAAGAAACAGUGGCGAUGACGCCAGAGGUAGUUAUGGCGAAAUCGGCUUCGGUCAAGGAAACGAAUAUGAGCACGGAAAAAGAAAAUCAGAAGAAAGCUUUCAUACUUAUCUGGAUCAGAAUGGAAACGUAAUAUCAAAGGCUAAUGGCAAGGCUAUUCUACGUAGUGAAAGACAUUAUCCUAAAAUUGCUAAUAAUGGAAGAAUUGUAUACACUAAAUCAAACUAUGGCAGUUACGGUGGUUAUGACAGUUCCACAGUGACUUACGGUUAUAAUGAAAACAGUGGAAAUUAUGGUGGUGGUUUCGAUGGAAGCGGUGGUCUUGAUGUGAGAUUUGGUGUUGGUACAGAACGACCUACAAACUUUGAGGGCUACAAUAGCAAUCGACUAAAUAGGGGCAACAUUAUUAACACAGGUCAAGUUGGAUAUAGAAAUAUUAACAAUGAAAUAAAUGGUUUUAGAAGGACAAAUAAUUAUGAUAGAUUUGGACAUCUUCGUGGAUUUGGUGGAUUUGGUGGUUUUGGUGGUAUUGGUGGAUUCGGUGGUUUUGGCGGUUUAGGUUUUGGUCUUUCUGGCUUACCUUUUGGUGGACCCAAUGGCUUAGGACAUUUUAAUAAUUGGGGAUCAGGCUUCCAGGGUCUUAAGUCUCCAAGUGUACCAAUAAGUGGUAUACCAGCCAAACCUAACAGUGGACUAAUUAACCAAAAGUUCGACGAAAUAAAUGGAGGUUUGGAUGGAGUAGACCAAGAUGGAGAUGGUGAUGGUUCUGUUACUACCAUUGGUUCCAAUGAAUGUGGAUCAAGCACGUGUGCUCCGAAAGGAAAGUAUGCAUAUGCGUCGGCAUCCGCCUCUGCUGGAAGUUACAGAAAGUAAUGUACAAUUAUAUUAUUGAAGACUGAAAAUGUAAAAUUUUUAAAACCCACUGUAGGCAAUUAGGCUGAUAAUGUGAAAUACAGACCUAGUAUAGUUUUUAAAAUAUUUUUAUAUUUUGUGAUUCUUAAGUUAAUGACGAUACUGUAUGAAUUAAAAAUACUUAUUAAUAGAUGUUGAUUAUUUAAAUAUGCAAAUGUUGAUUAUGUACAUCGUUAGGCUUUACGUAUCACAAAAACAUGCAUAUUAACUAAUUAGGGUUCUACUAGUAUGACGUGAUGAUUACGAAAUACAAUGUCCCAAAAUUUUUGUAAAAUUUGGUAAAGUUCUUAAAUUUACCUACCAAUAUACUUGUAGUUAUACUUACAUAAUAAUAAAGAUAUGGCCAUUUAUGAGGGCUUCCGAUUUCUGGAUUGAUAAUCUCACAGUUACCAUUCAUCAAUAUAACUUGACAAUCAGUAGGUAUUCGAAGCGCUAUUUAAUAAUAAUUAAUUGUCUGUCCAGCCGUAUUAACAAAGUUAAAAUAAUUAGGCUUAAUCCUUAAGUGAAACGUUAUAGUUAUAAUGAUGAUGACUGACAAUCAAUGAAUAUUUGCAUGUGUAAUAGUGUAAACUCCUUACCUUGUUCUCAUAUAACAUGAAAUACCAUUGAACUAUUAAAUAAAAAAAUAGCAAUAUCUCGACGCUUCAGAACUAUUGAUAUAUAAUUUUGUUAUGGUUUAAUUAUGGCUAAGAAAAAUUUAAACAAUAAAUAUUUUUGAAGUUCUUUUUCUUUUUAACCGACUUCAAAAAAAGGAAUCUUUUACAAAUUGACUUGUAUUCUCUAUCUUUGAAUUGUUCCUAAUACGAGAUAUGUAAUACAGCUUUUUGAUUUUCAAAUAAAAUACAGCAUUAAAAAUAAUGUUUUAUUGUUCACAGUAAAAAAAUAUUGUUCACAACAACAAUAAUAAUAUUUCAUUGUUUACAACAAAAAAAUAUUUGAUUGUUUAUAACAAAAUGGAAUUCCUCAUAAAAUCACAACUAUUUCAUAUUUUUUACAUUAAUGAAUAUAACGCACUCUGUGUGAAAUAA
Messenger RNA from Bicyclus anynana (squinting bush brown), 2105 nucleotides. Its product is annotated as PE-PGRS family protein PE_PGRS47-like. Lineage: Eukaryota; Metazoa; Arthropoda; Insecta; Lepidoptera; Nymphalidae. Bases 106 to 1038 code for a protein of 310 amino acids. The transcript is spliced from 2 exons. The record is from RefSeq and is a predicted model, not a curated record.